Ctenopharyngodon idella (grass carp) is the source of this 2461-nucleotide messenger RNA. It is a transcript of the gene il13ra1, whose product is annotated as interleukin 13 receptor, alpha 1. The transcript is spliced from 10 exons. Lineage: Eukaryota; Metazoa; Chordata; Actinopteri; Cypriniformes; Xenocyprididae. Gene Ontology annotation, molecular function: protein binding. The record is from RefSeq and is a predicted model, not a curated record. Bases 197 to 1426 code for a protein of 409 amino acids.
AGUCCAAAAAGCUCCAGUCGCACUUCUGUUUUGAGCGCGAGGCUGACGGACGUACUUUACUCUUGUUGAGUUAUGCCAAGCACGGGUACGACCACUUGAGAGUAAAGUAAAAAAUAUCGCGUUUAGCGUAUAUUAACACAGGAUUACGUAAUUUCACUUUGGAUUUUCACACGGAUUAUCCGACAAAACCGUCGAAAUGUGUCGAUUUUGGGAUAUAUCCUUGAUUAUAUGCUUCUCUGUCUCCGUUAUGUUCGUCGGAGGUGAUAACAUAUCAGAACUCCCUCCUCCUCCUCAGAAUCUGACCUUUAUAUGGGAAACACCUUUCCGGCUUAGUUUGACAUGGGAAAAGCCUGAGGAUUUGGAUCGUAGCUGUAUAGUGAACUACACGGUAAAUGUGCAUCAUUCACAGGAAUGUUCAGGAAAAUAUGAUUCCAGAAGAGUCCAAGCCCUGGGUUGUAAAUUAAAUAUCUCCAAUGAGAAAGGACUGUGCAUCAGUGUUACAACAAACCUUGAAAACUGUGGAAAAAGUGGCAGUAGUCAAGCGACGAACAUUAGCAUAGCUCCACCUUCAGUGAGGCUGGUGGAAAACAGAAGCUACGAAUAUUCCCACAGCAAGAUGAAUUGCACUUGGAUUCCUGUUGUUGAUGUCCAAGACCUCAGUUUAUAUUACUGGCUACCUCGUUAUGAAUCAGUAAAAAAGUGUAUACCUGAUGAGACGUUGAAGCCCAGAGGAUGUAUCAUACACGAUGAAUUUCUCAAGGACACGUUGGACAUAUUCUAUCUGUUCAACGGCACUUACAAUGGUACUUCUGUAUUCAACACGUUCACGGAUGAACGUCCAGUAAAAUACGUGAAACUAAAUAAACCUCAACUUACAAUCCAUAAAGACCGACAAAAACUCAUUUUUCAAGCAAAUGGAUCAGAUUUAGAUGAGUUUGCAGAGGAAUGCUACAGUUACAUCUACACAAUCAGCAAGUGCAAUAAGAAUAGUACUGUAAAGGACAAAGAACAUUAUGAGGUGCAGUAUGACCCAGCCUGCAAGUACAGAGCCAGAGUGCAGGUCAACUUCUCACAGAAAUGUGGUGCCGGGAAAAGUGAUCUGAGUGACGAGGUGGAAUAUGGAGAGGACAGCGAUCCGAAAUUGCCUGCAUUGCUGGCUGUCAUUAUAAUCCCGCUCAUAGUUUCCCUUUGCCUGUUAGUCUCUCUAGUGCUGCUCAGAAGACAUAAAGACAUCAUAUUCCCACAAAUCCCAGAGCCAUCGCUUCUCUUUAAGGACAUGCUCAUCAACAACAUCAGAACCCCAGAGGAACUACAGAGUCCUGCAACUGGCAGACUGUAUAUCCCCCUUGAAGAAGUCGUAGAAAGCAAGAUAAGUCUUGAACCUGACACACCAUUUGUACCAAUGAUGAAAAAUGAGCCGAAAUAAACAUUUCUGAUGACUGGAAAUAUCCAGUAAAUCAGGAUGGACUCAGGGUGCACUGAAAACUUACACUGUCUGGACAAUGUCUAUGCAAUGAGGAGGACCAAACUCCUGUUGUCUGUUUCAUCUGUUAAUGAAUAAUGAAUCCAGGCUCCACCUACAUUUUUUUGAAUGGACUUUGACUUCACUUAUUACGCAUUUUGCUACGCGUUGCCAGUAAAUUGCUCUUCCUGAGAAAACAGCAGCUUGUUUUCAUUACAUUUUUUGUGAAGAUAAGAAAAGCAAUCAGUGGACUUUCGGAUGGCAGUUUGGUUGGAUCUGGUUAUCUGGUACAGGGAUUGGGCAACAUCGGUCCUGGAGUGCUGCUGCAGAGACAACCCUGAAAAAAAAAAACUCACCUGCCUGUAGCCUUAGUAGAAAUGGACUUAUUAGUGGCUUCAGCCUGAAUAAUCCUGAAGACAUUGAUUAGCUUGUUUAAGUGUGUUUGAUUAGGGUUGGAGCUGAACUCUGCAGGACAGCGGCACUCCAGGACCAACAUUGCCUGUACCUGAUGUGGUAUAUGGAGCCAGCGGUGUAUCCAGAGGCCAGUGGACAACAUAAGUAUCAACACCCUUAAUACAGCUUGAUAGAAAUACACUCCAAAAAGAUUCAUGGAAUGUGGAAAUUUUGACCAUCUUUGUCUUUUGCACACCUUUUCAGAACUUUUACAUGUUUGUUUUUAUAGCCGCAUUAAUGAGCUCAUGGGUGUUUUUGCACAGUUUACAAUCUAAACAUACUGCUACAAAAAUGAUUAUAUAUAUAUAUAUAGCCUAUAUAUACUGUAUAUAUAAAAAAAUUGCUUUUCUGUACACUGUGAAUUGUUACAUGUAUUUUUAAAGUGUGGUUUACUGUAUACCAAAUUGUUCUCGACUCUAAUGUGUAUAUACUGUACGUUGACAACUUUGGCUGGUGACUAAACAAUAGGUAAAUAAGACAAAAAAAUUGGAUAUAGAAAGUCACACAAACAGUCAGAUAUUCAAAUAAAAUACAAGUUAAUAUUUA